This is a messenger RNA of Xyrauchen texanus (razorback sucker), 2751 nucleotides long. RefSeq names its product protein-glutamine gamma-glutamyltransferase K-like. NCBI's taxonomy places the organism in Eukaryota, Metazoa, Chordata, Actinopteri, Cypriniformes, Catostomidae. The coding region runs from base 96 to 2456 and encodes 786 amino acids. The transcript has 14 exons. The record is from RefSeq and is a predicted model, not a curated record. Gene Ontology annotation, biological process: peptide cross-linking. Gene Ontology annotation, molecular function: protein-glutamine gamma-glutamyltransferase activity.
AAGAAUCAUUACCGCAAAAGAAGAGCUGGUUAAGGCAAGACUUUCAUUUGUUUUAGUAAUUCAAGUUCCCUGAGAUCUCAAGGAGUAAAAGCAUCAUGCCUUUUGUGAAGAGCCCCUACAGUAACCUCUGCACCGUCGGCCGUUUCCCAGCCAUUAAACUGUGGGCGGAUGAUUGCUGGAAAGGAGCAUAUGCACCAGUACACACUAACCCUUGUGUCAACCCUUGUGCAAAUCCUUGCGAUAACACUUGGGUCCACCCGCACUACAACCCUUGUGUGAACCCAGGCGCAAACCCUUGCAAAUAUGUCACACCAUGCCGUGAUUACGAUUGCAAGGAAGUUCUGAUCAAGGAUUGUGCAGAUGAUUGCCUAACCAAGCGUGUCUGUGGAACCGAUGAUGUUGCCCUGCGGGUCUGUAAACUUGACCUCCUGAAGUGCAGGACUGGACAGAAUCGACUGGAGCAUCACACAAACUGCUUCCAUGAUGAUCACCUCAUCGUCCGCAGAGGACAGUGUUUUAAUGUGUGGGUUGAUCUGUCCCGAACCUUUAAUCCAAGCUGUGACCAACUUCACCUGGAGCUGAAACUAGGUCAUGUCCCAUCAAUCCGGGAUGGCACGUACGUGAUUGUUCCAUUGGUGGAUGAGUUUAAGAAAAAUUGCUGGGGGGCAAAGAUUGUUGAACGGGGACAAAACCGAAUCAAACUCAGUAUUAACUCCGAUCCAACUGCUUGCAUUGGACGAUACCAGCUCAGUGUCGUAACACACUGUCAAGGCAGCAGAUACAUUUCACAAUGCAUCCCUGAAAAUGACAUUUACAUGCUGUUCAACCCCUGGUGUAGAGAUGACUGUGUGUACCUAGAAGAUGAGGCUCAGAGAACCGAGUAUGUGCUGAAUGACAUGGGCAGAAUCUACUAUGGAACGAAGCAACAGAUUGGUUGCAGAACAUGGAACUUUGGUCAAUUUGAUGAGGGAAUCUUGCAUGCAUGCAUGUAUGUGUUGGAGAAGAGUUCUGCUCCUUGCUCAGGAUGGGGAUGCCCCGUUAACAUCGCCAGACUGGCAUCUGACAUGGUUAUCGCAAACAAUGACUGUGGUGUGUUGAUGGGUAACUGGUCAAACUGCUACGGAGGUGGGAUUGCUCCAACAUCCUGGUGUGGUAGCAGUGCUAUCCUGAAGCAGUACCACAAAUUUGGAGGAGUGCCUGUCAAAUACGGACAGAGCUUGGCCUUUGCUGGAGUCACCAACACGGUGUUGAGGUGUUUAGGCAUCCCCACUCGUCCCAUUUCAAACUUCUUAUCUGCUCAUGACACUGAUGUUUGCUUGACAACGGAUGUCUAUUUAGAUGAGAAAUUUCAGCUAAUUGAUCAUCUAAACCGUGAUUCAAUCUGGAACUACCACGUGUGGAACGAGGCCUGGAUGAACCGGAAAGACCUGCCAUCUGGUUUCGGAGGUUGGCAGGUGGUUGAUUCCACUCCUCAGCUAACCAGCCAUGGCUUCAACCGCUGUGGCCCCACCUCUGUUGCUGCAAUUCGUAGCGGCCAGGUCUUCCUGAAGCAUGACGCACCCUUCCUUUUUGCCGAAGUGAACAAUGAUAGAGUCUACUGGCAGCGGAAAUGUAAUGGGACCUUUGAUGUUGUCCAUGUUGAGAAGGACAUUGUCGGUCACUGCAUCAGCACCAAGGCUGUUGGCUCAGAUCAACGAGUUGAUAUCACUCACCUUUAUAAACACGCACUAGGUACGGAGGAGAAGUGUGCCGCUUUGGACACUGCCUGUCGCUAUGGUUCCAAGCGAUGCACAUACCCAUUGCCCGGCACUGCGGAAGUAGUGUGUGAAGUCGGCCUGCAGGGGGAGGGACCAUGCAUCGGCAAGGAUGCUGUGCUUAGUAUCAAUCUGAAAAACAAAUGCGGCUCACCUCGUAGCCUCACACUCUACAGCCAUGCAACAUCCAUGUUCUACACCGGCAUCCACAAGGCCUUACUGAAGAGAGAUCAGACAUGCAUUGAACUCAAGGCCAGCGAAUCCAAGACUCUGGAAUGGACCCUGCGUUAUGAUGAGUAUAAGGAUCACCUGGUGGAUCACGCUCCACUGAUGCUCAAUCUCUUCGGACAGGUCACUCAGACUAAGCAGGUUGUGGCCACCCAGUACAACUUCAGACUGCGCACACCCGAUCUUGUGAUUUCUCCUGUAUGUGAUGCAAUUGUGGGCAAAGAGGUGGUAGUUAAAGUCACCUUCCAGAACCCACUUCGUUGCGUCCUGAAGAACGUGGUCUUCCGUUUUGUGGGACUGGGACUGCUGCAUCCCAGAAUUGUUAACUAUGGCGAAAUUGCAAGCCAAGCCACAGUGUGCCUGACGGAGAGAUUUGUUCCCUUGCACUGCGGCCCUCAAAAGCUUCUGACCUCACUCGACUGUCCUCAGCUCACCCAGGUGCAUGGAUUUGCCAACAUCGUUGUCAAUAAGUAAUGUUAAGGCAAUCAAAUAACCAAAGGAAAGGAAACGUCUCCAUUGAAACGAAAGUGCUAGCGACAACCAUGUCCCAGUUAAACCUUUCAAUAUUCUAAAUAGCAGCUGUUAGUUCCUCUUAACAUACAAGCUGUAACCUUUGGUAAUUCAAUUGUUUCCUUUUAGUAGUAUUUUGGGAUGUGGCAUUUAUGGGGUUUACUUAGUAUAAGAGAGAUUAUAAAUGAUAAUGAAUGAAAUGUGUUUCCUGGUGAUGGUUAUUCUGUCCUUUAUGUAACUUUAGCCUUAAUAAAAUAUU